AUUUUGCAGUAUUGUGGUUCAGCAAUAACAUUACGGAAAAUAAUUUACCAUCAGUGAAAGUAGUUACAGAAAAAAUACGCAAGAAUGCUUCCAGAAGCGCUGCAAAGGCGUUUGGCAAUGCGUGGUAUCAUCCAGAGUGAUGGUACAACAACGGCCGGCAGCCAACAGCAUCUGCCAGCACCCCCUUCCCGACAGCAACAACAUUCGGAUUCGUCGUCACAAUCGGAUACUGAUUCCCAGGAAGACCUUCGCAAUGCGGAUUUGAAUAACGAAGAAAUUAUUGCCGAGGAUUACGAUGAGUAUGAUCAGGUUAAUCCGGAAGCAUUUGAGUACCCGGUCCAGAAGAAGAAAAAUAAUCCCGCUAUGGAUUGGACCGAAAAAAUGAAACAGAAGAUGGUUAAACGGUACGGAUUCCAAUCGGUUGAUGGAUGUCAAAAUAAGUACAAUAUUUACCACCACUGUUCGAUGUACUGCGUCCAACGCUACGGAGAAGUUGAGUUUGAAAUUGAGAAGGAGUACGAGAAAAGGGUUAAGCGUAUGCUGGAGAGGUAUCCACUCCCACGUCACUGGCGUAGGGAGUAUGAUAUUGGAUGUAAGGCAUUCUAUUUCUAUAAUAAGGAAACGAGGAUAGUUUCCUGGCUGCCACCAACUCAUCCGGAUGCAAAGAUGACUAAAAGCGCCAAGGUACUGCGGAAGGAGCUGAUGGAAAAAACUAAAAACCUUGAGAACGCCAGCGAGGCCAUCCCCAAGGCAGUGAUUGUGGAAAGUUACCCACCCAUUCCUAAGCCAUCCAAUCAACCGAAUCGGGAACCUUUGGUUGGACCUGUGGGCGAAAGUUUGAAACCACCGGUUGUAAAUCCGCCGAAGAGACCUCACAACAAAUAUCCAUCCAGGGAUGAUGACAAACGACUCCGCAUGACCGGGCCUGGCCGUACCGAUCGCGAUCGGGAACGUGACCGGAUUCGCGAACGAGAACGUGACCGAGACCGGGAUCGUCGUGAACGACGCGAUGAUCGGCGUGAGCGGGAUCGAGACCGAGAUCGUGCUCGCUUUGGCAAAACGAACUCCACUGCACUGGAUCCGAUGGAUCCGGCUGCCUACUCGGACAUCCCCAGGGGGACCUGGGCAAGUGGGCUGGAAGCGACUGCGGGCGGUACGAAAAAAGAGAAAGACAAGGAGAAGAAGACGGAAAAACGGAAGGGACCUCGCGAGGAGGAAAGCGAUGACGAGCAUGAAGUGCUGAAGGUGGCAGCGAUCAGCGAGUUUACGCAAGAAGAUGAAUGAAUGUAUUGCGCCACAUAUUAUUCUACCGAUUUUUGCAAUAAA
This is a messenger RNA of Topomyia yanbarensis, 1326 nucleotides long. RefSeq lists its product as uncharacterized. The record is from RefSeq and is a predicted model, not a curated record. The transcript has a single exon. The coding region runs from base 85 to 1284 and encodes 399 amino acids. NCBI's taxonomy places the organism in Eukaryota, Metazoa, Arthropoda, Insecta, Diptera, Culicidae. Gene Ontology annotation, molecular function: protein binding.